Molecule: messenger RNA, 4409 nt
Organism: Bombyx mori (domestic silkworm)
Lineage: Eukaryota; Metazoa; Arthropoda; Insecta; Lepidoptera; Bombycidae
Product: probable RNA-directed DNA polymerase from transposon BS
Exons: 2
Coding region: 19-2901 (960 amino acids)
Molecular function (GO): catalytic activity
Source: RefSeq, a predicted model, not a curated record
UAAAAUCACCGGUAAUCAAUGGCGCAAAACGCUAGAGAGAAACCAUAUUCCCUUACGUUAGCAUUCUACAAUGCUAACGGACUCGCGCGACAACGCGAUCAAAUUUACGAAUUCCUCCGCGACAAUCUUGUAGAUAUUCUGCUAGUGCAGGAGACCUGCCUGAAGCCCUCGCGUCGUGACCCGAAAGUCGCGAAUUACGUCAUGGUUAGGAAUGACAGACUCACCGCCUCCAAAGGCGGGACUGCCAUUUACUAUAGGCGGGCCCUGCACGUUGUCCCUCUCGAUACCCCCUCGCUCUCACAUAUCGAGGCGUCAGUGUGCCGUAUCUCGCUGACGGGACACCAGCCGAUCGUCAUCGCAUCCGUCUAUCUCCCCCCGGACAAGCCCCUUCUGAGCAGUGACAUCGAGUCACUGUUCGGCAUGGGAGACUCCGUCAUCCUGGCAGGCGAUUUAAAUUGCCACCACACUAGGUGGAACUGCCACAGUUCAAACAUAAAUGGUAGGCGUCUCGACGCGUUUAUAGACGACCUUACCUUUGAAGUAGUCGGUCCCCCAACUCCAACAUGUUAUCCGUAUAACAUCGCGCUCCGUCCGAGCACUAUAGACCUGGCACUGCUGAGGAACGUAACUCUGCGCUUGCGUUCCAUCGAAGCAAUGUCAGAGCUCGACUCAGACCACCGACCUGUCGUUAUGCAGCUCGGUCGCCCCCACAACCCAGUCACAGCUACGAGGACCAUGGUGGACUGGAAGAAGCUGGGCAAAUGCUUAGCCGAUGCCGCUCCACCAAUCCUCCCCUGCGGCCCGGAUUCAACUCCCUCCCCCGAGGACACAGUCGAAUCCAUAAACAUCAUCACGGAUCACAUCUCUUCCGCGAUCAUAAGAUCCUCAAAAGAAGUCGAUGUGGAGGAUAGCUUCCACCGCAUCAGACUGUCCCCCGAACUUAGGAACCUCCUAAGAGUUAGAAACGCGGCAAUCCGGGCCUACGAUCAACUUCCCACGCACUCAAACCGGAUUCGGAUGCGUCGUCUACAGCGAGAUGUAAAAUCUCGCCUAAGCGACGCCCGAAAUGAGAAUUGGGAUAGUUACUUAGAAGGACUCGCGCCCUCUCAUCAAGCAUACUGGCGACUAGCAAGGACUCUCAAGUCCGAAACUACCGCUACUAUGCCUCCUCUCGUACGCCCUUCAGGCCAACCACCGGCUUUCGAUGACGAUGACAAGGCAGAGUUGCUGGCCGAUGCACUGCAAGAGCAGUGCACCACCAGCACUCAAUACGCGGACCCCGAACACACCGAGGCAGUCGACAGGGAGGUCGAGCGCAGAGCUUCCCUGCCACCCUCGGACGCGUUACCCCCCAUUACCUCUGACGAAGUUAGAGAAGUAAUAGACAACCUUCAACCUAAGAAGGCACCCGGCUCCGACGGCAUCCGCAACCGCGCGUUAAAACUCUUACCAGUCCAACUGAUAACAAUGUUGGCUACCAUCUUAAAUGCUGCUAUGACGCACUGCAUCUUUCCGGCGGUAUGGAAAGAAGCAGACGUUAUCGGUAUACACAAGCCGGGCAAACCGAAUAAUGAAACCGCUAGUUACCGACCGAUUAGUCUCCUCCCAGCGAUAGGCAAAAUUUACGAACGGCUCCUUCGGAAACGCCUCUGGGACUUCGUUACCGCGAAUAAAAUUCUAAUAGACGAGCAGUUUGGAUUCCGCGCCAAACACUCGUGCGUACAACAAGUGCACCGCCUCACGGAGCACAUCUUAAUAGGGCUAAAUAGGCGUAAACAAAUCCCGACCGGCGCCCUCUUCUUCGAUGUAGCGAAGGCGUUCGACAAAGUCUGGCACAACGGUUUGAUCUACAAACUGUACAACAUGGGAGUGCCAGACAGACUCGUGCUCAUCAUACGAGACUUCUUGUCGAACCGUUCGUUUCGAUAUCGAGUAGAGGGAACUCGUUCUCGUCCCCGUCAUCUGACUGCCGGAGUCCCGCAAGGCUCCGCACUCUCCCCGUUACUAUUUAGUUUGUAUAUCAACGAUAUACCCCGGUCUCCGGAGACCCAUCUAGCGCUCUUCGCCGAUGACACGGCUAUCUACUACUCGUGUAGGAAGAUGUCGUUGCUUCAUCGGCGACUCCAGACCGCAGUAACCACCAUGGGACAGUGGUUCCGGAAGUGGCGAAUAGACAUUAACCCCACGAAAAGCACAGCGGUGCUAUUCAAAAGGGGUCGCCCUCCGAAUACCACUUCGAGCACCCCACUCCCCAGUAGGCGCGUAAACACCUCCGCCGUUAGCCCCAUCACUCUCUUUGACCAGCCCAUACCGUGGGCCCCGAAGGUCAAAUACCUAGGCGUCACCCUCGACAGAGGGAUGACAUUCCGUCCCCACGUAAAAACGGUACGCGAUCGCGCCGCGUUUAUACUAGGACGACUCUACCCAAUGCUUUGUAGACGAAGCAAACUGUCCCUCCGUAACAAGGUAACCCUCUACAAAACUUGCAUACGCCCCGUCAUGACGUAUGCAAGCGUAGUGUUCGCUCACGCGGCCCGCACCAACUUGAAACCCCUUCAGGUAAUACAAUCCCGAUUCUGCAGGAUAGCCGUCGGAGCACCAUGGUUCCAGAGGAACGUGGACCUCCACGAUGACCUGGAGCUCGACCCCGUCAGUAAGUAUCUACAGUCGGCAUCGCUGCGCCACUUUGAGAAGGCGGCACGACAUGAGAACCCUCUUGUCGUGGCCGCCGGAAACUACAUACCCGAUCCUGUAGACCGUUUGGUAAACCGUCGACGUCGCCCAAAGCACGUCAUCACGGAUCCUCCUGAUCCACUAACGGUGCUUUUAGGCAAUACAAGCACCGGUCACCGUCCUCGCCGAACCCGUCGCUUGCGACGAAGGGCUCGACGAGCGAAUUAACCCACAGACACAGCCCACUGAGUUUCUCGCCGGAUCUUCUCAGUGGGUCGCGCUUCCGAUCCGGUGGUAGAUUCUGCGAAGCACUGCUCUUGCUAGGGCGGUGUUAGCAAUUCUCCGGUUUGAGCCCCGCGAGCUCACCUACACAAGCUAGGGUAAGCUGAAAUAGCCUCUCAAGGCUAUCAGCAUAGGUAGGAAAUAAAAAAAAAAAGUCGCGACAGCAUAUGUCUGACUAUUAUAGUUAUGCCGCAAUAAGUACUCUUUUAUUUAAAAAAAUAAAACAACGUCAUUAAAAUUUUUGUUAAAGACCCGAGCGGAGCCGGAGCGAGCCGCUAGUGUUUUUAUAUAUCUUUUUAGCUUUUGAUGUGUAUUGCGUGCCUAAUAAAUAAAAAAUAAAUAAAAAAAUGGUUUCAUGGAAAAAAAGUAUUAUUUUUAAAUCAUUACGACUGCGCAUAUCAGAAAAAGAUACUAAUAUUCAGUGUACCCGCGGCUUUAGUGCGAAAACAAAGUCAAAGUUCAUUAUAAACAUUGAAAUUUAUCAUUUAGUUUGUGCACGUUCUCGCUAAAGGAAACUGGAUGUCCAAGAUGAACGCAGCAACCCUUCUCAUCUUUGUGGUGGGACUAAGCGUCACAGCUUCCAAAGUGCUCAACGGCUCAGUUUUUAGACAGCGCAGCGUGGAGCUAUAUUCGACUGAGGAUCAAGUCGUGGGCGCUUUUGUUAUAUCCAACGCAGAGAAAAGCGACGGCAAGAUAUACACAAUACACGCUGAUGUUAACGAUAAUCGAAGAGAAAAAGGCGUAUACGAAGUAGAUUUAAAUCUAAACACCACAGUCAAAAUUUUGGACAAAGGAAGGGAUUUAUGUUAUGAUGAUGACAGCACGAUAUACGUAGCUAGCAAUGACGGGAUAUAUGUAUAUAAAACCGGAGAUAAAAGCUUUAAAAAAUAUGGUACUUUCAAAGCUGACGUUAUAAGCCUAACAAAAAUGAACGGAAGCGAUUUGUUUUACGCCGUAACAAACGACAAUAAAGCUUACAAAGUCACUGAAAAUGGUAACAAAUACGUUUUGGAUGAUAAAUUGAAAGCCGUCAAACAAGUUAUGUUUGAUAACUUCAAUGUAUUGCACUAUGUCACUUUGGAUAAUGAAGUAUUUAAAGUGAAAGAGACUAUGGAAAAAAUCGAUUUUAAUGUUAAAAUCGAUUACGUUAGGCUCUUGAAGUCGAGCGCAACUGAAGAUGACGCCCUUUUUCUUUUAGUCAACAACGACCUGGUGGUUAUUAAAUCGACAGGAAUAUUGAAAGUUGUCGAGAACUUGGGGAAAGUGUCAGCAUUUUCUAAGGAAACCGAUUCAUUGCUUAUAUACGCGGUGGAUAAAAAAGUUUACGGAUUUAUACCGCUUUUGUAUGUGAUCGGUUCUUUUGCUGAUGUUUUGUCUUUAAAAUAUUAAUUGAUGUUCAUUGGGGUAAAAUCUAAAAGCGUUAAGUGAUUGAUAAUAAAAGCAAUUUGAUUAAA